AUGGCAGCACUCGAAGAACUUCCGUGGAUAGAUUCCAUGGCUCCGUCAUCUUCAUCUGUGCAGGACCACGCUGAUUCUCAGCCUCCGACGGUCGCUGCUUUCUCUCCUACUACCAUCUCUGGCUCGUCAUUAACCUCGAGACAACGCUCCAGUAUAAUUGUACACCGCAAAUCUCCUCUUCUAGUAGCCACUCCGCCCCAAAUAACCCGCGCUUUGGCUUAUUCGCAUCCCUUUAUUCUACCAUUAAAUAAACUCGUGGGCUUGCUCACGUGGACAACCGGGGAUGGGUGGCAGAGCUUCCUACUUGUGGCCGUGUUCUGGGCGCUGGUACUUUAUGGCGAAGUCAUUAUCCUAUGGGCAGGGCCACUCCUGUUAGUGGUUGGGCUCAUUUUGGGCAUGUACUGGCGACGCUACUCGCCCUUGUCCUCUAGAGCUCAUAUGGGAGAGAAGCAGAACCAUCAAAGAGCCGCCUCCGACAGCUCUCCGCAUGGCAACGAGACGCUAGACGAGAUAGUCGAGACUCUUAGAGCGUUCACCACUCGGUGCAAUAUACUGCUGGAACCCCUUGUUGAACUGACCGAAUUCUUAUCAACACAAAGGACGGCCACGUCUGCUACGACCCGGCCAGCCCUUACCACUCUCUUCAUUCGCAUCCUACUCGUGACACCUAUUUGGGUUGCCUUGACCCUGCCGCCAUUGUAUCUGAUUACCACGCGUCGUGUGGUCAUGAUUUUUGGCACUAUCAUUAUCACCUAUCAUUCUCGACCGGCAAGAGUCUGCCGAGUCAUUCUAUGGCGGUCAUUGACCAUUCGCAGAAUCUGUUCGAUGCUUACUGGCCUGUCCUUCUCGUCUGACGUGGAUAAGACAUUUUCGGCCGUGAUGCUAAGUCAUGGUCAUGCGGUGAACAUCGCUACUAGGCGCCGCGGGGACUCCUCUGGCGUUCGCUUCACAUUUAUCAUCCACGAGAACCAGCGUCGCUGGUUAGGCAUUGGUUGGACGUAUUCCCUCUUUCCCUCCGAGCGGGCUGCAUGGACCGACGAGCACCUGAAUCCAGUGCCUUCAAAGGACGAAUUCGAGCUGCCCGGUGUUCAAAGUGGGAACGCACAGUGGCGAUGGGUUGACGGCAGCGAGUGGCAUAUCGAAGGAGCCGAGGACCCUAACGGACACUCUGAUGCCAAAUCAUCUGACGGCGGAGGAUGGGUUUAUUACGACAACAAGUGGAAUGAGGGUCGCCGUGGCCAGGACGGCUGGGACCGAUAUACUCGUCGUCGGAAAUGGUGCCGUGACGCUGAACUCGUCGAGGUGCCCUCCGCAGCGGCCGAGGGCACAUCGAAAAUAGUGGCCUCUGGUCUGUCCCAGGCCUUGGACGAAGAGAAACGAAAAAGCCAAGCGGCCGGCACCGUGGACGCGCCACCGGCAGAUAAUAGCGGCGGAGGCGAUACCGAUAGCUUGGCCCCCUCAACCUCCUCCAAAUCGCGGAGACGCCAUUGGUUCGGGAGCACGAAGAGUGUAAGCGACAUCAAGAACAGCAGCCUCUCCUCUGCUCCACCAACCUCCACCACCAACUCCUCCGUUGAUCUUGGAAAAAUAACGUCUGCCAAUAGUACCAAUCAACCAUCCGGGGAAGGCCCUUCCAGGCCGAUUAAUAUCUCUCAUUCUCGAAAGUUGUCCAAUUAUUCCGGAACCGCCAGCUACGCAAGCAGCCAAGGACCAGACGGCAGCCUCCGAGAAAAGGAAUUCACCCGGGCGCAUGAUCAGCUAGAUCGGUGGGCUGCUAGAGCGGCAGGGGGAACCGAACGGGCAGAGCGAGAGUUAGGCUUGGGCGAUGAGGUGAAUAUGGGGCUGAGUUGA
Molecule: messenger RNA, 1851 nt
Organism: Aspergillus saccharolyticus JOP 1030-1
Lineage: Eukaryota; Fungi; Ascomycota; Eurotiomycetes; Eurotiales; Aspergillaceae
Product: integral peroxisomal membrane protein
Exons: 3
Coding region: 1-1851 (616 amino acids)
Biological process (GO): peroxisome organization
Cellular component (GO): peroxisomal membrane
Source: RefSeq, a predicted model, not a curated record